GUUUUCAUGGUUUAUCAUAGUCGAUCGUAGUCCCUCCGGUCAAUUGCUAGGCUAGUAUUUUGAUUCGACGGGAUUAGUCCUCGACUGUUUCCUUCCAAAUCUCUUCCAAUUCAGCUAUCAUCCUACCCUUCUAACCUAUAUAGAUUAUCUAAUGACAGCGCAGUAAAAUAACCGAUAAAAAUGACGUGUGGUAUCCAUGGUUUGGUGUUUGGCGUCUGAUUUUGUCACGAGUUUUGAUUUGUGCAAGUAAUAAUAGUGUUUUACAUGUUACAUUGUCGGACUUUUGAGCCUCAUAACUCUUUUGGUUAAAUGAACUUUAAAUGAAAAUUUCAUGAACAUCAUUUCACAUCGCUACUACACAGCUGCAGUGAUGUCUCUGAACUUUGGCCACAUAUGUCGACUCUGUAUGGAACGAGAUGACACAUUUGUUCCUCUUUUUGAGAAAGGAGGAUGUCUGCUUUAUAGAAUCAAGACUCUAGCCCCAAAGUUGAAGUUGUCUUCUGGAGAUGGUCUACCAUCACAAGUCUGCCAGCAAUGUGCUCAGCAGGUAAAUGCAUCGUAUGACUUCAAGCUGAGAUGUGAAAGCAGUGAUGCAACUCUAAGACAGUACCUUAGUAAAAUGCAAACAAACCAUAAGGAAGGCAUACAGAAAGACCCUGAAGCAAGUCUGCAGUCUAUAACUCAGGAAAAUAGUGAUGACGAGGACUGGGAGCCACUGUCUAUUAAAGUAGAAGUAAAGGAGUUAGGAACUGAGGAUGGCACUCAAUCAGCUGAUGUGUGGAAGAACCCUCGGCCAGGUCCUUCAGAUGUAUGGAAUUCAAAUGACAAAAUGCUGUCUGCAGCUGAAGUAAAGUUUGAAGAUAACAAAUUGAACUCCAAGGGUCAAGAGAAGAGCAGGAGUGGUAGUAAAAGAUUUGCAUGUCGUGAAUGUAAUAAAGUUUUCCCAAGAAGGCAGAAACUCAUCAGGCAUUUAAGAACUCACACAAAUGAGAUGCCAUUUACAUGUGUGGAAUGUGGAAAAUCAUUCCGACGAAGUAAUAUGUAUGCUAAACAUAUGCAAUCUCAUGCUGCAGGAGAGAAACCCUAUAUGUGUACAGAGUGUGGUAAGAGUUUUUGUCACAGCCACAUCCUUAAAGAACAUAUUCGAAUCCAUACAGGUGAGAAACCAUACUCUUGUAACAAGUGCGGGAAGAGUUUUGGACAGAGUGGCAACUUAACAAACCACAUGCGAAGCCAUACAGGUGAAAAACCCUUCUUGUGUACUGUAUGUGGCAGGAGUUUUGGAUUCAACUCUACAUUGACGAAACAUAUGAUGACACAUACAGGAGACAAACCUUACUUGUGUACCGCAUGUGGGAAGAGCUUCAGUCUGACAUGUACUUUAAAGAAACAUAUGAGGAUACAUACAGGUGAAAAACCAUUCUCAUGUCGUGAGUGUGGAAAGUGCUUCAAUCGUAAAGACCAUCUGAAAUGUCACCUCAAGACUCAUACGAACUGUCCCACUGUACCGAACACUGUUGAUGUAACUUCUUUAAAACAUGGAUCACCAUGAAAUUUAAUCCCACAAAUCAGUAGGCCUAUAGAUUAAUCUGAAGAACUU
Cryptotermes secundus is the source of this 1600-nucleotide messenger RNA. Its product is annotated as zinc finger protein OZF. Gene Ontology annotation, cellular component: nucleus. The transcript has 5 exons. The record is from RefSeq and is a predicted model, not a curated record. NCBI's taxonomy places the organism in Eukaryota, Metazoa, Arthropoda, Insecta, Blattodea, Kalotermitidae. Gene Ontology annotation, molecular function: RNA polymerase II cis-regulatory region sequence-specific DNA binding; zinc ion binding; DNA-binding transcription activator activity, RNA polymerase II-specific. The coding region runs from base 332 to 1552 and encodes 406 amino acids. Gene Ontology annotation, biological process: regulation of transcription by RNA polymerase II.